AUGGAGGACGAGAUGAAUGUUGCAAGUGGAUGGCUGGGAUUAUUUGUAGGCAAUUGGAUCCAUUCAAAAUAUUUGUCUUCUAAAUACUUUGGCAAGCUGAGGUUGGGAUCAAUAGGGAUAAGUUCCACUCGACCAAACCUGCCAAAAUAUAGUGGUUGUGCUGGUGUUUCUAUGGACCUUGGGCUUAAUUCCUUGGACCCGAUUGGACUGGACAGCGUCCCGCAUCUAACACGGAUAAUAAAGAAUUCAAACACACGAACUAGUCUUACUCGAGAAAAGAAACAGAGGGUCCUCGAUUCUCUCUUUGCUCUUUCGCUUCCUGAUUUGGAGUUUCAUUUGAAGACUACAAUAGAAUUUCUGCAAGCAUCAAUCAUUAUGGAGUUUGUAUCGCAUGAAAAUCUGAAAGAUAAGAACAGUGGAAGCACAGAGAAAGAGGUUGCAGAAGAUGUUUAA
Molecule: messenger RNA, 453 nt
Organism: Fraxinus pennsylvanica
Lineage: Eukaryota; Viridiplantae; Streptophyta; Magnoliopsida; Lamiales; Oleaceae
Source: the annotation of a GenBank genome assembly